GCGCCAAACAGCGAAGCUCAUCGUCGUGACGCUGUCUCACGUUCAAACGCGACAGCAUUGGCACAUAUCGUUGUAUCGAGAAGGAAAAAUUUGUGCAAAUAUUUCGAAACUGUCAAUCGAUUUGUCAGUCGUUUUGAUCACACUGAUAUUUUUUGCUCGAUGAACAUAAAGUUUGAAAUAUACAAUCGUACAAUUUUUAAGACCUCUAAAAUAUAUACCGGUUUAAUGUCGCAAAAAAAAGAAAACUGACAUUGAAGUUUCGACAGUUUGAGAUGUGACAAAAAUAAACGAUUCACAAGAAGCUUCAAAUGAGAAGUAUGUUGUUGAUACUGACUUCGAUAUCAAUGAUAUUUUCCAAUAAUGUGAAAGUUUUAACUUAGAAAAAGUGACUGAAAAUAAUAAAAAAAAUAUCGCAGUAUUUUCAAGAGUCUCGGGUUAUAAAAAUGUCAUGUCAAAUGCCACAUUAUUGAGUCUACAAACUAUUCGUAUGAAAUGGAAGAUAUCACGUAUAUAAUCUGUCGUUUCGACUUAUGUGCUACGAUAAAAUUAUUUGUUACGAGUUUCCGGUGAUUGCAAGGUCGAUCAGACCGGACAUGAAAUACGUAGAAGACAGACUUAAAGAACCUUUACGUCCGAGAAAAUAAUCGUGUUCGAAGGACAAUGCGCGAAACGUAUAAUCUUAUAUUACGUCAUUAAUCAUUCUUUCUUGAUAUUCUUUCUAAUGUGAACCAAAGUGUCUCUCCCGUGCAAUUACAAAGUAAGAAGAGACUGCACAAAAAGAACUAUCAAUAAAUUGAUGCAAAGUUUGCAUUAUAAUGACGAUACACAUAAUCCCGUUUAAUAAAGAGUGCGAUAACGAUGCCGCUCCAUCGGUGUGAUUAUAGGAAUAAAUUUACACAAGAACGAAUUAAAUCGUUAUUGCAGUGUGCAUUAAUGCAGUAUACACCAACGAAAACUCGACGGAUCUCGACGCGAUAAUAAGAUAGUCGAGGAGAAAUGAGGAGAUUUUAAUCUUGACGAGCGCGGUAUGCUCACUUUAUUUUAUCCGCAACGCUAUUUGUCGACGGAAAAAAUUCAUUAACGCGGCUUCGUCCAUCGUUAUUCUGCACGUCGCCAGAGCGAAGCGCAUCGUCGGCAAAUUAGCGAGACGCGCGGCAGAUGGUAUAAAAAACGCGUAAAAACGAGAUUGUAACUGUCUCUCAUUUUUCUCAAAAUUUCUUCCUGCUAUGAGCAUCUUGAUGUACAUUGUCCAAAACGAAUAUCAAGAAUCGUCGAGGGAAAUUACGAAGCAAAAUGCCGUAAUGGCACGUACGGAGAUUGAUAUUGCCCGUCAGGAAACGACGAACUUUCUCAGCGAUCGGAAUACCGUUACUUAUGAAAUCAGUAACAACGAAACUUAUUUGAACAACGAAACUCUGCUUUACAAUAUAUCAUCAAACGAGGACUAUAUCUUUGACAGGACUGAUGUAAAAGUAAUUUUUAUUACUUUAUACACUAUCGUAUUUGUCUGCUGUUUCUUCGGUAACCUGAUGGUGAUCUUUGUUGUGACGUUCUCCCGACGAUUGCGCAGCAUCACGAAUUUCUUCCUGGCAAAUCUGGCGGUGGCUGAUUUUUGCGUGAGCAUAUUCUGCGUUUAUCAAACACUCACCAAUUAUCUAAUGAACAGCUGGCAACUGGGUGACUUCCUCUGCAAGGUGUACAUGUUUGUGCACGCGCUCUCCUACACCGCCAGCAUACUGAUCCUUGUGGUGGUGUGCACCGAGCGUUACUUGGCUAUCGUUCAUCCCAUUAAGUGUCGAUCCAUGCUGACCAGGAGUCGUCUCAGAAUAGUGAUAGGCGUAGUGUGGAUUCUAGCGGCUGUGUACGCUUCGCCCAGAUUUUUCUACGUCGAAACUAUCAGCAAUCGAUUGAACACCGGCGACGUGGACAUUAUUUGCAUAGCUAAUAUCAAGAAGCACAACAAGAACGUCCUAGAUGUGGUGAACCUCGUCUUUCUCUAUCUUCUGCCGCUUUUUCUCAUGUGCUGCUUGUAUACGAGAAUCGCCGUCGGUCUCUGGAGAAGCAGUGCCGCUCUUGAAGGACCUGGUCUGGUCGCUAGAAGUAGAAACGGCAAGAUCCAUCACGUUCACACGUCCAGUAGAAACAUUCUGAGGGCGAGACGCGGUGUUAUCAGAAUGUUGAUCGCCGUAGUGAUGAUGUUCGCCAUAUGCAACCUGCCCCAGCAAGUGCGUAUCGUCUGGCGGCAUUUGGGCUCAAACUACGAUCGCACAUCGGAUUUCAGCACUCUGCUGACAGUCUCGACCUUUCUCAUCUCGUAUAUGAAUUCCUGCCUGAAUCCGCUGCUGUAUGCUUUCUUGUCGCGCAAUUUUCGCAAAGGUAUGCGCGAGCUGCUGCGCUGCAAGGGCGCUAAGGGUCGUAGCGGCGCCCUGGCGAUGAUGUAUACCAGCGGCGAUCAUACGAAUCGUCACGAAAACGGCGUAAGCACCAAUUUACCACACAGCUCUGUCGUCCGACUGAGCUCCGUCCAGGACAGCCCAUGCACCACGCAGACCAUCACACGGCAGAGCACUUAUGGCAAGAACACUUAAUAAACUCUACGACGAUUCUCAACAAGGCGAGAGAAGCAUCUUUACGUAGAAUAUUCCAGAAUGGGAACUGACAGGAUUUUUCUCAGGGAGACGCACGAGCGUCUGCAGAAUUUUUCUAGAGAAUCUAUUUCGAUGCGAUCUAUUAGAAAGAAACGGAAUGAAGUAUUUUGUGUUGAGAAUUUAUUUAUGCUCUAAAACUUUGAAUUCGGAUAAGCUGAGAUGUUAUUCGCGGAUAUAAAGGAUAGGGACAGUCUGGAGCAUCCUGUAUAAGAAUAGACGUCGAAUCAGGUAAACAUAGUGAAAUUAGAAAUUAUUUUCUUCGGCGUAUUGGAAAUAUUUUUAUCGCAUCUCAAUAUCGAGGCUUUAUUUUCGAAGCGUCCCAAAAUUCUAGUACCAAAUCAAUUUUCAAAAAAUAUCAGAUUUAAGACGACAGAUCUUUUCCAAGAUCUGAUUUACCUUGAAAAUUUGCUCUUCAAUCUUUGAAUGCAAAUAUUGUAUUAUCUCAAUCGACGCAGAAUUUGCAGCUCAAUUUCUUACUGAUGCGUGACGUUGUAAUCUUAAUCUUAGCUCACAUACAAUCGCAGGAAUUGUGCAGGAGUUUCGGGAACAAGAUACCUCGAUAGCGAUAGUAUUUACUGCACAAGAGAGAGAGAGAGAAAAUUUUGCUGAAUUCUAGUCAAGUAGUGUCAGCGACAUCCAACUUUGUGUGUAAUCCGUAUAUGCACAGCAAAACUGAAUACGGUGAGCUUAAUCGGAGCUUAUUCAGAAGCAUUACUCCCCUUUCCACUCCCAUUUUUUGCCUCUCAAUGCAUAAACAAUAUAAACAGAAAGCUCGAUUUAACACUGCAUCUGAAGUAACAACAAGAAACUGCAUCAUGCAAUCGAGAAACAAUCAAUAUCUGUAUAAUCAUAUUUAUAUUAGAAUAUUACGUAUAUCAAAUUUGAAUAAAAUAUCGUAAAAUUUCCUCGUGUAAUAUAGAUAUCUUCAUAUUUCGUCUCAACUAUUAUACAUAUACCAAUGUGGAUUCUUUUCGAUACAAUUUUGCUUUUACUUCUUAAAAAUGUUUUUCAGUUCUUAAGUUUUAAUGAAAAAUCACAAUUGUUAUUAAACCUGUAAAAAAAUCCACUCGAAUAAGCACCAGUCAUCGGACAAAUCAGCUACCGUACUUAUCGGAAAAGUCAUAUUCGUCGAAAAUGUGUGAAAAGAGGUAAUUAAAUUAAACAUGUGUGAAUGAAUAUUGAGAGAGCUAUAUACUGGAGAUAU
This is a messenger RNA of Formica exsecta, 3852 nucleotides long. RefSeq names its product trissin receptor-like. The transcript has 5 exons. Gene Ontology annotation, molecular function: neuropeptide Y receptor activity. Lineage: Eukaryota; Metazoa; Arthropoda; Insecta; Hymenoptera; Formicidae. Gene Ontology annotation, cellular component: plasma membrane. The record is from RefSeq and is a predicted model, not a curated record. Gene Ontology annotation, biological process: G protein-coupled receptor signaling pathway. The coding region runs from base 1227 to 2588 and encodes 453 amino acids.